This is a messenger RNA of Zasmidium cellare ATCC 36951, 201 nucleotides long. RefSeq lists its product as uncharacterized. Bases 1 to 201 code for a protein of 66 amino acids. The transcript is spliced from 2 exons. NCBI's taxonomy places the organism in Eukaryota, Fungi, Ascomycota, Dothideomycetes, Mycosphaerellales, Mycosphaerellaceae. Gene Ontology annotation, biological process: protein secretion. The record is from RefSeq and is a predicted model, not a curated record.
AUGCCGGCCGCCUACCUCAUAUCCAGGACAAUCGAUCCCAUCUUCGCCGUGAGCGUCGGCAUCGUGGCAGCUGCUGUCCGGAUCAACAGGGAGGAAAAGGAGAGAGGAAAGACAACUCAAGAAACAAUCGAUAGCCUAAAUCGCCGGACCGCAAUGCUUUUUGGCAAUGACACACCUGCGACAAAGGCGGUCGAGAAGUGA